Angiostrongylus costaricensis is the source of this 726-nucleotide messenger RNA. The record is from the annotation of a GenBank genome assembly. NCBI's taxonomy places the organism in Eukaryota, Metazoa, Nematoda, Chromadorea, Rhabditida, Metastrongylidae.
AUGGAUAGCAUUAAAUUUAGAGCACCACCAGUGUUAGAUGUUGACACAAUCGACAGUGAACCACCUCCAGAACCGAAGAAACACUUUCGGAAUCUCAAUGAAUACUACAAAUACCGUCAUCAAAAAUACAACGCCUAUCGAGAACAUACACGAAAUGGACUACUUUACAGGUGCCUCUAUAGCUCUCUUUUUUUUAGAAUCUGGCCCAUUGCACAUCCGAAAGAUUCUUAUUACUGUCCAAACAUGCGAGCGAUGUUUGCCUACACUUGUCAACCUAGUAAGCCGCUUAGAGUUGAUCUGGUCGAAUUUUGUAAGGAUUACUCUGCAUUUUGCAAUGUCCCGAACUUCCACCGUCUACCAGGUCCACGUAUCGGACCGCCCAUUGAUGACUCUAUAGGACAUGUCAACGUAAAUUCGAGGUUCGGACUCGGUAUUGGAGCACUGCCCGGAUUUGACGUUGGAGCUGGAUGGGGUGUUGACGUAGGACCCAUUCCUGGAAUGGGCGAAAAUGUCGGCGUCGGCUUAGGCCUUGACCUAGGCAUAGUGGGAGCGAAAUCACCAGAAGCAUUCCGACGUGGGCAGGACAAUCCUAAUGAACGGGGAAGUGGCGUUGUGGGAAUUAGUGGAGGAGUGGGUGUAGACGCACCUGGCGGUGCAAAUGUAGGUGUCCGAUCCGGCCUCGGUGUAGGAGUUGGAUCAGACCUCGGUGCAGGAAAAAUGGCCUAA